Messenger RNA from Bradysia coprophila, 2099 nucleotides. Its product is annotated as dynein regulatory complex protein 1 homolog. Gene Ontology annotation, cellular component: axoneme; axonemal dynein complex. NCBI's taxonomy places the organism in Eukaryota, Metazoa, Arthropoda, Insecta, Diptera, Sciaridae. The record is from RefSeq and is a predicted model, not a curated record. Gene Ontology annotation, biological process: cilium-dependent cell motility; axonemal dynein complex assembly; regulation of cilium movement.
AGAUAAUUUCGAAUUGAAAUUUAUUUAAUAAAAUGGCAUUUAAAAGAGAACAUGAUAACGUUCUGUGCUUGAGAAAGACUUCAUGUGAUAGUCAGUGGGAGCUGAUUAAAUCGAAAUUUAUCAAUUUUAACAAAAUAAAUACAGCAGGAGUUGUUGCUUCUGUGAAAUCUCUCGUACAGAAUGAGGUUGGUAUCACCCGUCGUAUCCAGACCAGCGACAAAGCUUUAUCAGAACUUCUACUCGAUGGCAGUGAGCUAAUAUCUAACGUUCGCGUCGCCAAUGACAAACGUGAAAUUGAUCGUCGCAGAAGCGAAAAGAAAAUCAGGGAAAACUUGCUCACAGACUUGCGGAAUGAAAGUGUGGAAGCUGAGAAAAAAUUUGUCGAUUUAAAGAAACGUUGGCAGGAGUUGAUUGGUUAUAAAGAACCGAUGGGUUUGUAUGAGGGACUGGAAUUUCAAAAAAAUAAAAUCGAAGAUCUUAUGGCUCAAAAGAACGGUGUCAUUCAGCAGCUGCAUGAUGCACUGGAUAAUUCUAAUCAACGGUACUAUGAGGAUCAGGAAAAGCAGGACGCUGAUAUCGAUUGUUUGAUCGAACGUAUCGACUCGCAAGUGGAAGUGAUGAAGCGAGCGUAUCGUGAACAUUUGGAAUUACUACAAAAGACAAUCGAUGACGAGAGAGAUGCAUUCAAAAAUUCGGAAACUGAGAAAUGGCAAAAUUUGUACGACACUAGGGAGGAGUACGAACAGAAACAUAUGUCCAGGAAGAAGGAACAAAGUGCCGAAUAUAAUUUGGAAAUAAAGAAGAUUGCACUGGAACAUGAGGAGCUCAUUAGGUCGACGAAAAUUCGUUUGGAACGCGAUAACGACGAGUUGCAAAUUCAACUUCAAAAUGUUAAGGCUGAGAUUAUGCUCAAUUCGGAGAAACUCUCGUACAACCAUCAUGUGCUUCAGAAACGUUCGGACGAAAAUGUAAUAAUUAAGGGUCAACAGAAGAAGCGCUUGAACAAAUUGAACAGCCUGAUUGCAGGUUUGAAAGCGAAGAUAAAAACCGUUAAGGAUAACGGAGAGCACGAUAUUUCGAAAUUAACCGUUGAUGUGAUGCGACUUUAUACAAAUAUAUUGGAAAUGGAAGCAAAGGCAGCAAUUUUUGCAGAAGUUAAUGAUGAAAAGUACCACACUGUAUGGGAAAUGAACGACAAAGAGGUGAAAGCCUUGCUAAGAGACAUACUGGCUAUUGAUAAAGUUAUAUUCGAUCAACAACUCGGAAUAGAAUGGUAUGAGCCGGAUAACCCUUUGUUGGCUAAAAAGGAUCUAGUAUCGUAUAACGAAGCUCUGAAAUUAGUGGAAAAGGUUCGAGUUAAAUCUUCGAACCCUGCUCGACAACAAUGGAAGAUUCCUUCGUCGGAAUCUGAUUCGCAGAAGAAACUUGAUGUUUUAAAGCUAGUAUCGCAAAAAAUUGCGAGCAACGUUACUUGGCUGAUAGACCACAAUUUACCACCGCUAAUGGAUCACAGUUCAGAGGAAAGGAAUUUCAUAAAACUUGAUAACGUUUUUGCGUCCCUAGGCAUCUAUGACAUAACCAAUGCAGCUCUGUUGGAAUCAUUUUUUCUUCCGUACAUUUGGUGUCCCAAUUGCUCGUCGCCAUGCUCACCGUGUUCUUCUGAACAGACGAAAUUUGAUUGUGAUGACCAUUACCUCGUCAUCGAUUCAGCGAACAUUGUGCCGGCGAUAAGGGAAUACAUAAAGAAAUGCUACCAUCAAUAUGUGAAUGAAAGUAGUUCGGCACUGUCGUAUUCCGGCACAACAAUUUGCAGACUGAUGAAGGCCAGUGAUGUUUUCACCUUUUGGAAAGCGUACACGGACAUGUUUUCGGAAAUCAAAGAGAAAACUUGGAUAGCGCUUGAGAUAGGUCUCGGUCAAUAUUUGCAGAUAUUGAAGAAAAGGGAUAAGCUGGACAUGGAGUGCUCGUUUUUACGGAAUCAAAAUGAGGAAUUGAAGCAUUUACUGAAAAUGUACUUACCGGAAACAUAAAUUCAGCGGAUAAUUAUAAAUAACUCAACUUGAUAACCUGAAUAACCACAUCAGUUAAUAAAAAUCUUU